GUAUGUUGCUAGUUCGCCGUAUCAAUAAGUUGUAACAUCGCGCUACCAUUUUCUGUGAUUUUGUUACAGAUUGGUUGGCUGAAAAAAAAAACCCUUACCUUUUGCAAUCAUUUCAAAAAAAACCAUCCACAGAUAAAUACUUGUUAUUUCAAAAAAGGUAUUUCUAAUCACUCACUCUUGCUCACAGACUACCAUUAGCUAACAAUGUCCAAUAUAAUUCAAGCAAGCUCCGUUCAUGGCUUAACUACUACAUUAACAGUUUCCAACUUCCUUUUAGAACUGCUCAAUUUACAAGAUAUUCUUGAUGUCAAUUUCUCGUCUGCUUCUGUUGUGCAGUUAACUAAAUAUCCAACCCCUUACUUCAUCCGCCAAGAUAAAAAGAAUAAAAAGAAAACAGUCAAAGUGUUUAACGGUAAUGGUGAACAAGUGUUUACUUUUGAAAGACUUUCAUGUUUGAAUCCAGUGUGGAGAAUGUUGACUUUUCCUGCAAGACAAGAAGUAGCUACCAUUAAAAUUGGGCUUACUUCAAGGUCAGUUGAUUUCCACACUAAAGAAGGAAUAACUCACAGAGACGUAUUUCUUGAUAUCGGACUCAAUGGAAGAUAUAGAUCCUUUUAUCUUAAUGAUGGUUACAAAUAUUCCUGGAGUUCAUCCACAAAGUACUUGGAGAAAGUUAUUAAUCCAAAUGGUAAACUUGAAGAAACGAGAUUACGAGUCGCCAAGGUUAAAUUGAUGAGACAAUUCAAAUUAGAUUUCGAAAUUUUGGUCGAUGAAGAUAAUAUUGAUCCUGAAAUUGCAUUGUCUACUGCAUUCAUUUCAAUGUUUACCCAAUGGGGAACUGGUAAUUAUACAGAUACAAUUGGACCUACAUUUAUCCCACCUAAACCAAUUGCUGAAGAAGUUGAACCAGAAGAACAACAGGACAAGCCAAUUACUUUAGUUAUUGAAAAUCCCGAUGGCUCAAACUUACAAAUAUCUAGUGAAUAA
Molecule: messenger RNA, 987 nt
Organism: Spathaspora passalidarum NRRL Y-27907
Lineage: Eukaryota; Fungi; Ascomycota; Pichiomycetes; Serinales; Debaryomycetaceae
Exons: 1
Coding region: 205-987 (260 amino acids)
Source: RefSeq, a predicted model, not a curated record